Molecule: messenger RNA, 681 nt
Organism: Chinchilla lanigera (long-tailed chinchilla)
Lineage: Eukaryota; Metazoa; Chordata; Mammalia; Rodentia; Chinchillidae
Gene: Gip
Product: gastric inhibitory polypeptide
Exons: 5
Coding region: 1-681 (226 amino acids)
Biological process (GO): regulation of insulin secretion; regulation of fatty acid biosynthetic process; response to starvation
Cellular component (GO): extracellular region
Molecular function (GO): hormone activity; glucagon receptor binding
Source: RefSeq, a predicted model, not a curated record
AUGGCGGCCGUGAAGACCUGCUCUCUGCUGCUGGUGCUGCUGUUCAUGGCCUCUGGGCUGGGAGAGAAGGGAGAGGCUCAGACCAGACCCCAGGCCCCGUCCGGCGGCCCCCGAGGCCGCAGGUACUCGGAGGGGACGUUCAUCAGCGACUACAGCAUCGCCCUGGACAAGAUCCGCCAGCAGGAAUUCGUGAACUGGCUGCUGGCCCAGAAGGGCAACAAGAGCAACUGGCGACAUAACCUCACCCAGAGGGACACCCGCACCCCAGAGCUGCCUGGACCAUCUCAGGGGAGCCAGGGACCCUUGGAGCCGCAGAGGACCCCCAGUGCGGAUCUGCUGAGGGAGCUGCUGGUGAAGGAGCUGCUGGCCCAGGAGCUGCUGGCCUGGGUGGCGGAGAAGGCGGAGCCGCGCAGCCUCAGGACUUCGAUGGUCAGCACGGGCCUGGCUGGCUCUAGGCGGUCGGGGUGCAUCUGGCCAUCUGGCCCGAAGCACCAAUGUGGGCUGGAUGAGCGUUGCCGCACGAGAGCGGCGAGGAUCCGCGUCUCGAGGCCAGGCAACGAGGGCCGGGAUCGCAUCUCUGUCGCGCAGCUUCGGCGCCACCCGGGGUUCGCACAUCUUGACCACCAGGGAAAGGCCGCGCCAUUGAGCGCCUCAAUCAGCGAAAGGAAGCGCGACGCGUGA